Molecule: messenger RNA, 3810 nt
Organism: Suncus etruscus (white-toothed pygmy shrew)
Lineage: Eukaryota; Metazoa; Chordata; Mammalia; Eulipotyphla; Soricidae
Product: maestro heat-like repeat family member 5
Exons: 29
Coding region: 1-3810 (1269 amino acids)
Cellular component (GO): cytoplasm
Source: RefSeq, a predicted model, not a curated record
AUGUGGAUGAGCUCCCGAAGCAUCCCUGGAGCUGAACUCACCCGGGGUGGGAGGAGGAGGAGGAGGGAAAAAAAGGACAUGGCAUGCCUGAAGGCACCAUGCAAUCGUGUAUGUGGGACAAGGCAGUCAUCUAGUACCAUCAUGUCCUGCAGGCCUCAGAGCAACCAGGUAGCAGAGGUGUCUCAGGAGCACAAGGUGUUCAUGGAGGAAGCCUACAGUGCAGCCACCUGCUUCAAGCUGCUUCGGGACCUGAAUAACUCAGACCCACUUUACCUCAAGUACAUCAUCAAUAAGAUCAAGAACAUGGCCCGCUGUUCCCCCAACAUGGUGCUUGAAACCAUCUAUGACUACUUCACCAACAACCCAGAGAUCUCAACGCGCCACAAGUUUCGACUGUUAAAUGUCCUGGAAAGUACCAUCGAGGCCAGUGAGGUUCUGGAGGCACCUUGGGAAGAGGCCUUCACACAGCUUGCCCUGGACAACAUGACCAAGGCCACGGAGCUGGAUGAGGUCUACCAGGACGCAGCGGGCAAUGUACUGGUGGCCAUCUGCAAGCACUCGUGGCCCGGCGUAACCAGGCACCUAGAGGCGCCGGUCCUAAGCGGUGUCUUCCCGCACCGCAGCCUGCUCUACGUGCUGGGCGUGCUGUCCUCCGAAUCCCCUUUCCCGGCAGAGGAACUCUUCGACGGGGAGGAAAUGACGUGUUGGGAAGAGCGACUGAUGAAGAUGGCCGACCGCUCAGUCCAAUUCCUGCAAAGGGAAGAGUGGACCCAGGCACUGCAGAGAGCCCUCACCAAGUCUGAACGCACACACCGGGAGCAGCCCCCUGAAAAGGUCUUCCUGUUCGUCUACUACGGUCUGAUCCUUCAAGCAGCGCAAGAGGGCAGCCUUGUAAGGAACCACCUGCAGGGCCUGCUGCAGACCUCGCACCAGUGGGCCACGCAGAGGGAGGGCAUGGCGCUCACCAUGGGGCUGGCCUCUGUCGGCCACCUGUACCACGUCUGGGCCGUCCUGGAGCAGUUUGGCCAGAGCAAGCCCGUCAAGUGGAGUCUAGAUGGCCUCUCCAUGAAGAGCUCGGAGGAGCGGCACUGGAAGUGGGCCAGCUGCACCAUCCUGCUGUCCUAUGGCCAGAUGGCCGCCAAGGCCAAGACACGGAUCCUGCCAUGGGUGGACAACAUCCUGUCUCGGAUGAUCUUCUACUUCUACUACAGCACCUGGGACGACACCCUGAAGCAGAGCUUCCUCUCCUCGGUCCUCAUGCUGGUGGGUGCCAUCAGCCGUAACGAGGGAGCACAGAGCUAUGAGUUCAAGCAGCUGCCUGAGCUGCUGGACUGCCUGGCGGUCCUGAUGGAGAAGGAAGACCCAGACUCCCUAUGCACCCCAAGCCGCCAGCAGGCCCUGCACAUCAUCUCCAGACUCUGCAACUUCCGGCCAGCCCUGGACACCAAGAGGAAAUCACGGCUGCUGAGCAGCUGCCUCCGCAGUGUGCUGGCGCUUCCCCUGAUGGAUGUCCUGGAAAAGCACCUGUGUCUUUUCAUGGAGCCCCCCAAUAUCCAGUCCCUCUACAAGGACACUGUGGAGGCCCUGGACCAGAUGCUGCAGAACUUCAUCAUGCAGAACCCCACGCCUGAGGAGCUGCAUUUCCUGCUGUCGCACCUAUACAUCUGGCUGGUGUCCGAGAAGACCCACGAGCGGCAGCGCGCCGCGCUCAGCUGCCUGGCCCUCCUGAAAUUCCUGAGUCACAACUGCUUCCUGGAUCCAAAGGAGGACUUCAAACGAAUGGGACAGCUGGUGGGCAUGCUGGGCAUUCUGUGCCAGGACCCAGACAGAGCCACGAGUAGCUGCAGCCUGGAGGUUAUGGGACAUCUCUACCAGCUGCUUCUUCACCAAAGAGGCCCAAUGGCACCUGAUGGACAAGCUCCCAAAGAGAAGACAGAGGCUCCCAAGGUCAGCAGGGAGGAAGAUCUGUUAUGGAGCAGCGGGGACCAGGAUGCGGCCAGCCCUGUUCCCCAGCCUGCAGCACCCUCGAAGGCCCCCAGCAUCUCCCAGACCAUCAAGGUCAAGGCUCUGCGGGAGGUUGUAAAGCACCUCACAGUGACAGAGCUGACCGACCUCAUCUGGACAGCCAUCGACAAUCUAGACUCCAGCAGUACCUUCUGUGUGGAGGCUGCCUCCGAGAUGUUACUCACUUUCAUCCAGGAGCAUGGCACCACUCUUGAGACAGUGGCCAGCCUGGGCCAGGCCAUCCACCUGCAGCUUUGCUCCAUCCGCAUCCCCCAGGCCAAGAAAAACUGCCUGCAGGCCCUCACGGUGCUGGCCCACAGCCACACAUCCGAGCUGGUGAAUGCCUUCCUGGACUUCUCCAUCCCCCUGGACAGCCAUGCCUUGCUGUCCUGGAGGGCCCUGGGUGCUGAGCAGCCCGUGAGCUGCCAGGUGCUGAUUGAGCUGCUGGCCUGCCUGGGGGACCGGCCCCUGCACAGGAAAGCCUGCUUGCGCUCACUGGCCGCCAUGAACACGCUGCAGGAGCUGCAGUUCUCACUCGAGUUCCGGGCAGCUAUGCGGGAGUUCUUCCCGAGGCUCCUGCUGGCCCUGCUCGCCCAGACCCGCUACAUCCUGGAGCUCAACCCACAGAGAGAGGCCAUGCCCAGCCCCCUGAGAUUCCCUCCCCACAGCACAUCACUGGACACACUCAAGAGUCUGCUGACCACCACAGGGCACUGGCAGGACUUUGCCCACCUGGAGCUACAGGACACAUGGGCACUGCUGACCCAGAGGCACAGCUACGUGCAGGGCGUGGGACUGUUCGCCAGAACCAUGGUGCAGAAUCGCUGUCACCGGAUCAAGGCUGUGCUGGCCCAGCUGCUGAUCAGCAUGCACAGUCCGGAGGCACGGGAGAGAGAGGCGGCCCUGAUCUUCCUGGAGGAGUUCCUCUACAGCCCUGCCCUGCUGGAGGUGCUGCCCAAGGAGGAUGCCCAUACCCUACUCUCACAGAGCCUCCAGGACCCUAGCCCCGAGGCUCGUGUAUGGGGCCUGCAGGGGCUCAGCAACAUCAUCUUCCACCCAGAGAAGGAAAGCCUGCUCCAAGGCCAGUUGCCACACUUCCUGGAUGGCCUCUUCCAGGACAGCGAGGAGGCUGUGGUGUGUGUCAUGAGUACCAUAUCCAGGGUCCUGCACAGCCUGGGUGGCCACAGCCCCGAGCCCUUGAGCCUCCAGGUGGCCAGCAGCGCACGCUUCUUCUUCGAUGACGAGCGUGACAAGAUCCGGGCUGCAGCCAUGGCGCUAUUCGGGGACGUGGUGACCGUGACGGCGGGCAUGGUGCCGGCCUGCUUGCAUGCCCAAGUGCACCAGGGCCUGGUCCCUUUGCUCUUGCACCUGCAUGACCACAGCCCGGCCGUGGCCUCACAGGCCAAGUUCACCUUCUACCGCUGUGUCGUGCGGCUCCACUGGCCUCUCCAGCACACUCUCUUCUGCGUCCUGGCCUGGGAGUGGAAGCGGAGCCCCAGCGCCCGCCACUUCCUCUGGGCCUGCCUGAUUAAAUGUGGCCAGGAGCUGUUCCACGUGUACCUGGCGCAGGCCCUGGGCUGCCUGCACAGCCGCCACCGCCGCAUCCAGGCCUGGGCAGCCGUCCUCAUAGGUUACACCGUCUGCUACCACCCCCAGUCCAUGGUCCAGGUACUGAACCAGGAGGCCACAGACCUGCUGCUCAGAACAUUUGAAAGUCUCAAAGACGACCAGGAGCCAGGCGUGCAGGCAUUUGCAAGGGGGCAGCUGGCACUCCUGCAGAAGAUGACGGCCACGUGGCAGCCAUGA